UAAUGGAUUUGGGGAAUCUCCAUUUCCAACAUUUAAUAAAAUAUCUCAGUAGCUUCUUGUGUCGUUUUUCAGUUAUAGUGAUGGUGUCCAAACCACUGGAAAGGCCGCCCAUGUAUUAGUCACAUUAGUUGGGCCCAGUUCGAGGCAAUCGGAAAUAUUUUUUUUUAAUUUAAAUUCUACAUACAUUCACCAAAAAGUCUUCCAAUGCACAACGAGUGGAUGUUACAAAUCACAACUAAAAUGUCAAUGUUGGGUUACAAGUCUUUAUUUUUCACACUACGAACAGUUUCCUGCAGAGCAUGUGACUGCCCGCUGUCACUACUCCAGCAUUCAGUAAGAUCUCAUUCACUUGUGCCUAGUUCUGCAAUAAAUGGAGCACCAUUCUCUCAAUCACCAAAAAAGUAUAACAAAUAUUCAACCUACUGUGGAAAAACCCAGAGAAACUUGUCAGCAGUGGCAAGUUCACAUUUUGCCUCAAAACAACAGAGACCAUUAUCCAGGUUUGAUUUUCUGGAUUUAGGGGACAUUGAAGAACUCACUAAAAAGGGAAAGCAGAAAAGAAAGUUUAUUAUCAAUCCCGAUCUGGCAAAUGUAGUUACAGAAUGUCUUGAUGAUGAUCUUUCUGAAGAUAGAGCCAUCUUGUUUGAGUGUAAUCCAGGCCCUGGUGUUCUCACUCGUUCAUUGCUGAAUGCUGGAGCACGUAGAGUGAUAGCUCUGGAGAGUGAGAAGCAUUUUUUGCCUCAUUUACAGUCUCUAGAAAACCAGCUCGAUGGGCAGUUAAAGGUGGUUCAUUGCGAUUUCUUCAAACUGGAUCCAAUUGGCCAUGGCUCAAUGACACCUCCAGCUAUGUUUUCUGAGAAGCUUUUCAGUGACCUGGGGAUAUCAGAGGUACCUUGGACUGCAGAUAUUCCAGUAAAAGUGGUUGGUAUCUUCUCUCAAAAGAAUGAGCGCAACAUGCUUUGGAAGCUCAUUUACUCUCUGUUUGAGCGGAUCUCUUUGUUCCAGUAUGGAAGAGUGGAACUUGACAUGUUCAUUAGUGAAAAAGAAUACACGAAACUGAUAGCACAGCCUGGAAAUCUGAGGCAUUAUCAGGCACUGAGUGCGUUGUGGCAGAUGGCCUGUGAUAUACAGCUGUUACACAUGGAACCGUGGUCAUCUUUUGUUACAAAUUCAAAAAAUGGUUCUGGAGGACCAAGAAAGGGGACGUUAACAAAUGAUCAUCUGUGUCUUGUGCGAAUGACUCCACGCAAGGACUUAUUUAACGAGACUUUGACAACUGCCAAUUCUGCGACACUAGUUUUGAUGAUGAAACAAUGUCUUACAAAACGCAAAGCAAAACUGAUUGACCAACUAAACUCUUGGAGUCCUGGAUGUGGAGAGAAAUUACUAUUGCAGUUGGAUAUACCAAAGAACAUUUUCACAGGUCAUGUGUACCCUGAUGUAUACAAACAGCUUUUUCAAGCAAUGGAACAUUCACAAGACUUCAGGCAAAGCUGGUUAUAUAAGGAGAUUUUAGAGAACAUAAACUCCACUUUGCCACACUUUGAAUUAUAACUGCUCUGUUCUUCAAUCCCGAAUGACAAAGGUGUGUGAAAGGCAUGCAGAUGUAAUUGUUAAUUAAGAAUCUUUUUUUAAAUUGGUUUGUGUACAUUGGAAACAUUUUUAGGUUUGAAUGUUAACAAUUGUACUUUCUAUAUUUUCAUUUCUACCCUGUUCUCUCAUGUCCUCUUACCUUCUGUAACCAAGAAGAUGUUUGCUCAGUAACCACAAUCCUCAAAGUAAAUAUUGAAGACCAGAGUCCAGUCAAAUGACAGUGAAUAAUGAAGCGUCAUCUCCUACAGAUCAGUUAUAUUUACAUUAUGUAUUUUAAUUUGUACAUUUGUAAUUAUUUAAUAUCUCCAAAUUAAAUGUUUUGGGUUA
Messenger RNA from Callorhinchus milii (elephant shark), 1920 nucleotides. It is a transcript of the gene tfb2m, whose product is annotated as transcription factor B2, mitochondrial. The record is from RefSeq and is a predicted model, not a curated record. Gene Ontology annotation, cellular component: mitochondrial matrix. Gene Ontology annotation, molecular function: mitochondrial transcription factor activity; rRNA (adenine-N6,N6-)-dimethyltransferase activity. Gene Ontology annotation, biological process: transcription initiation at mitochondrial promoter; rRNA methylation. Bases 205 to 1554 code for a protein of 449 amino acids. The transcript is spliced from 9 exons. Lineage: Eukaryota; Metazoa; Chordata; Chondrichthyes; Chimaeriformes; Callorhinchidae.